Molecule: messenger RNA, 333 nt
Organism: Caenorhabditis bovis
Lineage: Eukaryota; Metazoa; Nematoda; Chromadorea; Rhabditida; Rhabditidae
Source: the annotation of a GenBank genome assembly
AUGCAUUCUGCUCUCAUUCUCGCUCUCUUCUUCAGCGCUGUUCAAGCUAGCAUUUUCGACAGCAUUUCUGGAAUUGUUAGCAAUAAUGCUCCGGAGCAAUCUGAUCCCGCUAGAGAAAGUAAGCCUAUGGAAGAAACAAGCUUAGCUUUGUUGCAAAAUGAUCCAACUGAUGAUCAAAGCUCCAUUGACUUUUCUGAAGGCCAAUCAUCUGGUGUUGUAAUUCGAGCAAAGAGAUACUAUGGAUGCGGGUGCUGCUGCGGAUGCGGAACUAUGGCUCCAGCUCCAACUGCCAUGCCAUGCUGUGGCUGCGGAUGCGGAUGCGGUUAUGGAUAA